UACAGGUUUUCCAUAAUUUUGAAUUUUGUCAUUGAACUGUUUCAUUUGCCUUUUGGGAGUACUGUCAUGAGUGUCUUAAAGUGUUUCUCUAAUAUCCCAAGUUUAAUUAAGAUCAGAAUGACUGGGCUAAAGAGCUUGUUACUGAACUCUAUCAGGACUCCUGUUUCUUUGCUGAUUUCAAAAUACACAUCCCUAGUAGGUGUUGUCUCAUCUCCUACUAUGAUACUAUGGUACUAGAUAGAAGUUGCUGUUUUCAUAUGACUGCUAAAUUCUGUUCCUUUCUUUAGAUGGAACUGGAAGUAUUUGUUGGCUGGUUUCCCCUAUUCUGUGUCACUAGCAUUUUCACCAUUUUUAUCUAGCAUGGAUGAGUACUAUUAGUAAUAUUUCCUUUUUUAUUUUGUGAUUGAAAGGAGUAAAAGAGAAAAAUACUCCUUUCCUUUUACCACUAGUUUUGCUAGUCACAAAGCUUUUCUUAAGAGUUUUCUCUAUUUUUAUAGUGUCUAAUUUAUAUUGGUUGUUGUCUUGUUGUCUUCACCUUUUCCAUCUGUUAUGUUUCUCCUUACAGGAGAGUUUGAUUCAUAUUCCUCUGCCUUCUUCCUUAUUCUCCCAUGGACAACUGAGUUUAUAGUUUUGCUCCCCUUGGAAGUUACGAGACUCAGCAGAGUAUUAUUACUACUUGUGGCUCUCCUCUGCAUGUCCAUGAUCCACAUGGACAGGACAAAACUGCCAGCUUUACUCAAGUUGUUCUCUCAUCUUGAAUGCAUCAUCUUGAAGUCUAAAAAAUGACUUGGUUUGGCUGCAGUGUUUUGAAUUAAACUGGGAAGGCUUUAAAAGUCAGAAUAAUACUUUGCUGACUGGUUGAAUUCCCUGGGGAAUGGCUCACACGUUAAAAUUCUUUGCAGUGAUUUUUCAUUUUCUAUGUUAAAGAUGCUUGAAAUCACCUUUCCUGGUCCCUGGUUUGAGGUGGUGUUUUCUGAUGCCUGCUACCCUUUCCCUUCUUGGAAUCUGCUACCCAGCAUGGGCAUCCAUGUGUAUUUAAGGCUGUACAAUUCUUGUUACCAGUCAUUUCAAAGGUGUUACUGUUUGUGCAGUUUGCUGCUAAGCCUAUAGCUUUUACUGUUGCCCAGGAGGAAACUAAUUGUUUCUUACUAAGGGACAUUCCCACUGAGCUUCAGAAAUGCCACUUUAUUCCAGGCCUCCUUUUCUUUCUUCUGAAUGAGAAUUUCUCUGUUUACCCAGUCCUGUUGCGCAUGUGGCAAUAAUUGAAGAUACCUUACCCUCAUUAUCUUUGUCACUUAUUUGAGUUUGGAUUAGGUCUUCCUCUUUGGGUUCCCAAGGUUGUUUAACAUGUUCAGUGUGCUCCAGAUGGUUUAAAAAGUACAGUAUCUACAAAAAUCUUCCCUCUUCAGGUGAAACCUGAGGUUCUGCAGUCUGCAGCUUUGUGCACUCAAGCCAACAAUGGUUCAAUUAUUUACCUCCCACUCACAAGAGUGGAAUUUUCUCUUAACAAGAUCCCAUGGUCCUUCUUCUUCAGCUCCAUGAAUUCUUUGACCCUGCAUUUUCAUUGUGAUGCAAAUCCAUUUGUUUCUAUAUGUUUGCACCCAAGAAGACUUGACAAUGACUCCGGAGUUCUGUAUUAGGUUGCAUCUUGUAUCUUUGCUGAAAGGCAAUAGCACUUUUUCUUCUUGUCCUUUUCCAAGCUGAUUUUCUGUUUUUAGUUGCAUUUUACAAAUUAUCAUUGCUUUAAAAGGAGACAUCAUGUAGGCUGGAAAUCAUUUAGAAAAGUCACCCACAAACAGUAACAGAAUCUCAGCUGUGACUAAUGAUAGUAUUGCUGGUCUAUAAUUCAGUUAAGUCUUCAAGAAAGAUUUAAGACUUUUAUAAUUUAAAGCCUUAUGGUUAAUCAACCAUGUCCCUUAUUACCAUUUUUUUGUUAGUUAUCACUGCUAUUGAAACUGCGGCUCUAUUACUACUUUUUUUUUUUUUUUUUAAUCCAUAGGGUUUUGCUGUUCCUUUGUUGAGUACAUUGAAGUCUUCUGCUAUAAAAAGUCUUUCUUCUUGUAUAAUGAAUUACAGACCAUGAUCAAGUCACUGUAUUCAUCUUUCCAAACAGCUAAAUUGAAUUGAGCUGGUUUAGGUGUCUCAUAGUAAGGCUUGGCUCCAUCAUAUCGUUCUUAUCUGUUGCCUUUCUUUUCCCUUUCAGUGACCCAGCUGUGUAGUGUUCAGCUAAGGUCAUCCUACAUUAGGCCUAGAUGGCUAUCUAGAAGGAUAUCUACUUCUUUUAAUUAGGUCUUUUUCUUCAAAUUAAAACAAACAGCAGUACGUUUCUUUCCUUAGCUGAGUGCAACCCCAGUCAGUGCCACUGAGAUUUUGCCACAUCAGUGUUGGGUUAAUUGCCUUACAGCAACCUGGAUGAACCCACUUGCUUUGCAAAUACCUUUUUAGUAAAAGUAUUUGCUGGUCUCCUGUAACACAUUCAGAACUUCAAAGUUGUUUGGAAAAGAAAGCCCAUCGCUUCCAUCUGCUUGCCAGAUAAUUCUUUUCAAAUUACUGAUUGUCAGUUUCUAGCUAUGCAACUUCUAGGAUGUUUUAUUUAAUGGGUAGAACUAAACAUCUUCCUAAAUCUCAUUGGCAAUAGGUAAUAUUUCAUUACCUCACAGAUGUGUCUACAUCAUCCAACUUUCUUCCUAAUAUAGAAUAUAAUUAUGAGAUUCUGUCUGUCUUCUAUAUUUUUAUUGAUUAUUUUAUCAUCUUUAUAUCAACUAAAGGAUAUAUAUCAUGUUUAGGAUUUUCUUCUAAUAUUUUGCAGGUAAUGUACCUGAAAGCUGCCCAAGUUUACUAGUGCAGUUUCAGAACACAGAAUGAAAUUGCUCUGUACACUUCCUUAACUACAAGAUAGGUACCUGUUCAAUCGUCCUUUCAGGUACAACAGAUUAAAUUUUUGUGCAUGGUUUCUUGUUUCUGUAUAGUAGAACACCAAAGUAACUAGAGAGAUGUAGUAACUUGGUCCAACAAACAUUUCGAUUUCAUGUAGUUGUCUGUGUAAUGAAUGGAAAAAAAAACUGCAAGAAAAGAAAUCGUGACACCAAAGAACUAGAGUCUACGCCUAGUUUUGCUACUGAAGUAGGAUUUGCUUUUGAAACAUGGACUCAGCUAUAAUUUGUGGCCUUUGGCAUCCUCUUUCAUUUGUAAAGCUAAUUAACUCCCCUGGGGCCAAGUGCUGCAGAUCAAUCAUUUGCCAUUUGUGAGAAUGAAGUGUGGGUACCUCUCGUUUUUCCUGAAGACAGGAAAUGAAAAGUUCAGGGACCUCUGAACUUAGAAUGUUAAAGAGUUGAAGAGAAGAGCUGAACGUACCUCAACAGCAAAAAGGUAACUGAACAUGAGUCCAGAGUUACAGCUGACCUGCUGGCUUCUGCAUGAGGAUCCCUCUCAAGCACUGGCCUUCACCUCACACUCUUUGGACAACACUUAAGAAGUCUAUAAGGUAUUGAGAACCUGCCAUUUGAAUUACAGAGAAACUUCCAGCUCAUGCGAGAUCUGGAUCAGAGGACAGAAGACCUCAAGUCAGAGAUCGAUAAGUUGGCCACGGAGUAUAUCAGCAAUGCACGGACUCUGUCCUCGGAGGAAAAACUGGGACUUCUCAAGCAAAUCCAGGAGGCCUAUGGAAAGUGCAAGGAAUUUGGGGACGACAAAGUUCAGCUGGCUAUGCAGACCUACGAGAUGGUUGAUAAGCACAUCCGGCGGUUGGACACAGACCUCGCUCGCUUUGAAGCAGACCUGAAGGAGAAGCAGAUAGAGUCGAGUGACUAUGACAGUUCUUCCAGCAAGGGCAAGAAGAAGGGCCGAGCCCAGAAAGAGAAAAAAGCUGCCCGUGCUCGCUCUAAAGGGAAAAACUCUGAUGAGGAAGCACCAAAAACUGCCCAAAAGAAGUUGAAGCUCGUCCGCACUAGCACAGAGUAUGGGAUGCCUUCCGUCACCUUUGGAAAUGUUCACCCCUCGGAUGUACUGGAUAUGCCCGUGGACCCCAAUGAGCCCACUUACUGCCUCUGCCACCAGGUCUCCUAUGGGGAGAUGAUUGGCUGUGACAACCCUGAUUGUUCCAUUGAAUGGUUUCAUUUUGCCUGUGUGGGUCUGACAACAAAACCAAGAGGAAAAUGGUUCUGCCCUCGCUGUUCCCAGGAGAGGAAGAAGAAGUAAAUUCACAUGAGACCUCAGUACUGCUGCAGGAGCUCUCUUCCCCCUGCCAGGGCCUCGUCCCAGUUCCCCCAGCCCUUGGGGCCUUGGCUGAAGGGAAGUCUUGCCCUGUUUGUGGCUUGGGCCAUCCCUGGAAUGGUGUGUACCCUCACGGUGGUUCCUGUGUGUUCUGUAUCCCUGGUUGCUUCUGAGUCCUUAAGGGAGGCCCUCUCUGUGUACUGUUCCAAACAGGUCUCUGAACCUCAAAGGGAAUGAAUGAGGGCACCAGGGUAGCCACCAGAUUCCCAGGGAUUCAGGUAGCCCCUGAUUUUCCUUGGCUUUCCUUCAGCCUCCUCAGAGUUCAUUGCCUAUUCUCUGCUUAGAGAACAAGGCUAUGGGAUGGGGGAAGGAAAGGAGGUAAGUCUUCAGCAUUUUAGGUCAUUCAUUUUCCUGGAUCUUUUUCAGGAGAGAGGGAGUAACCAGGCUACUUCUUAAUCUAGUGGGCUGGUUGAGAGACUGAAAACCUGAUGUGCUCCCUGUCUUUAACCAUUCCACUGCUGGCUUUGAGCAGCCUCUUUUGUUGGGGAGAGGAGGAGGCAGAGGGAGUGUUUAGAGCUAGCUUUGUCUCUCUUAUUCCUGGGGUAAACCUGCUGGUCUGGGAAGCACACUGUGUGAAGGAGGAAGAAUUUCUGACCACGUGGGGAGAAACGGCUUGGUCCAGUCUGUCUUCCGGCUUCAAAAUUCUGCCUUCCUCUUGUGUAGUGGUGCUUCUCCAUUAUGUUGAUGGUGGGAAGUUUGGGGAUUCAGAUCCCACUUGUAUGAUACAGAAUUAAAUAAAAUUCAUUGAAACAAGUACUCUGUUUGCCUUGACAUCACCUCCAAAAUAAACUGCGGCAAUUGGUCUCUCUA
Messenger RNA from Parus major (Great Tit), 5082 nucleotides. RefSeq names its product inhibitor of growth family member 4 (gene ING4). Bases 3529 to 4197 code for a protein of 222 amino acids. Gene Ontology annotation, cellular component: nucleus. NCBI's taxonomy places the organism in Eukaryota, Metazoa, Chordata, Aves, Passeriformes, Paridae. The transcript is spliced from 8 exons. Gene Ontology annotation, biological process: positive regulation of apoptotic process; regulation of DNA-templated transcription. The record is from RefSeq and is a predicted model, not a curated record.